AGCCACAGAGGUAUCCUGGGGAAAGGGGGAGUUGCCCCGCCCUUUGACCCCCGGGAUGCUGAUUAAUGAGGCGGCCCAUAGGCGGCUGGGCGGAGCCGCGCCCCUCCGACGGUCCUAGGCACACGCUCCAGAGCGCGGCUCCCCGGGCGGCCAUGGAGCGUCUGGUGAGAGUGAAAACUUGGGUGGAGGAGAACCGGGCCUCCUUCCUGCCCCCGGUCUGCAACAAGCUCCUGCACCAGAAACAGCUCAAAAUCAUGUUCGUCGGGGGCCCCAACACGAGGAAGGACUACCACAUCGAGGAGGGUGAGGAGGUGUUUUACCAGUUGGAGGGUGACAUGGUUCUCCGAGUCCUGGAGCGAGGGAAGCACCGGGAUGUGAUCAUUCGGCAGGGAGAGAUAUUCCUCUUGCCUGCCAGGGUCCCCCACUCUCCACAGAGGUUUGCCAACACCGUGGGGCUGGUGAUUGAGCGGAAGCGGCUGAAAACGGAGUUAGAUGGGCUCAGGUACUACGUGGGGGACACCACAGACGUCCUGUUUGAGAAGUGGUUCUACUGCGAGGACCUUGGCACACAGUUGGCUCCCAUCAUCCAGGAGUUCUUCAGCUCUGAGCAGCACAGAACGGGAAAGCCAAACCCCGACCAGCUGCUCAAGGAACCGCCGUUCUCGCUGAGCACACGAUCCGUCAUGGAGCCCAUGUCCCUGGAGGCCUGGCUGGAUGGCCACCACAGGGAGCUGCAGGCUGGCACACCCCUCAGCCUGUUUGGGGACACCUAUGAGACCCAGGUGAUCGUCCACGGACAAGGCAGCAGCAAAGACCUGAGACAGGACGUGGACGUGUGGCUGUGGCAGCUGGAGGGCUCCUCUGUGGUGACAAUAAGGGGACAACACCUGAGCCUGACCCCCGAUGAUAGCCUCCUGGUGCCAGCCGGGACUGUGUAUGCCUGGGAACGAGGGCAAGGCUCUGCAGCCCUGGCCGUGACCCAGGACCCUGCCUGCAAGAAACCCCUGGGGUGACCCUCUUUCUGUGGGCCCAACGCAGCCACAGGGUGUGCCCAAGGACCACCCUUGCCAAAUAAGUCUCCCAACCCCACUGCUUCUACCUGUACUGCUGCUGAGCGACUCAGCAUCCUACACGCUGGGCCCUGGACAUCAUUGUCACCCAUUCUCCUCCUGUUCCUCUGAGUUGACAGGUUCCUGGGGGGCUGGUUGCUCCCCUCCCCCUCUAACAGCCUUCUUCCCUGAACGGUUCUGCCUGGUGGUCUGCCCCCUGAGGCUGGGCUGCCUCUCCAUCCCUCUUUUGCCAGCACGGCACUUGCCUGCCACCAAAAAUUCCCUCAAUAAAGGCUUCCUGGUGGAUGAA
This is a messenger RNA of Equus caballus (horse), 1359 nucleotides long. RefSeq names its product 3-hydroxyanthranilate 3,4-dioxygenase (gene HAAO). Gene Ontology annotation, cellular component: cytoplasm. The record is from RefSeq and is a predicted model, not a curated record. NCBI's taxonomy places the organism in Eukaryota, Metazoa, Chordata, Mammalia, Perissodactyla, Equidae. Gene Ontology annotation, biological process: quinolinate metabolic process; 'de novo' NAD+ biosynthetic process from L-tryptophan. Gene Ontology annotation, molecular function: 3-hydroxyanthranilate 3,4-dioxygenase activity; iron ion binding.